Messenger RNA from Oppiella nova, 468 nucleotides. The record is from the annotation of a GenBank genome assembly. NCBI's taxonomy places the organism in Eukaryota, Metazoa, Arthropoda, Arachnida, Sarcoptiformes, Oppiidae.
AAAUUGCAGGCCAAACAGGUGUCCCUUAAGGUGACUCCCACUCAGUCUAUAUUCACGUUCAAUGCCGGCCCCAUCGCACUGGCAGUCAAUUUCUUCACACCCAUAGACCCGACAGAUCUCAAGCGACUGUCACUCCCGGCCUCUUAUAUAUCUGUGAGCGCCUGGUCUCUGGAUUCGGCCACUCAUGAGGUUGAGGUUUAUCUCGAUAUAACUGGCGAAUGGACUUCCGGUGACUCCAAUGAAGAGGUGGUUUGGGAUAUGAAGGAAAUAAAAGGCAAUAAAUCCAUAAUUACUGGUGAUAUGAGACUCAAGAAUCAGAAACCUUUUGAGGAAAAUAACGAAUCGGCUCAAUGGGGAACAGUUAAGUUCUUCACCGAUACCACAGUCACUCAUGAGGCUAACGCAUGUCCUACUAUGCGAACAAAGUUUGUAAAGAAUGGUAAACUCGAUAAUAAGGUCGACCAGAAU